CCGACACCAUGAGGUCUAAAAUGGCGCCGGUUUGCAGGACUCUGAGUUAUCUAGGACAAUAAACCUUUACUUUUGAUUCAAAAUGCCAUGAAAAUGCAGCAGACGUCGAUGAGUAGGAAGCUUGGGGGUUCAGGAACCUAGAGAUUGUAAAAAAGUGAUAUACUGAUUUGGAACUUAAGGAAGACAGUAGUUUAUCUGACAGUGGCCAGGCUGAUUGCAAUACAAAGAUGGAGGGCGGGGUUGCAAUGCAGCAUUCUACACCCCAACGCUUUUUCCACAUGCCCAGAUUCCAGAUUAAUUAUCAAAAGGGCAAUUAUGUUAACAAUGCUGGAGCCAACAGGCAGUUUAAUGCGCAGGGAGUUAUGAAUGCUACAACUUUUGAUGGGAAGAGACUGAGGAAAUCUGUCUACAGGAAAACAAUAGACUACAACACAUCCAUGAUACAGAUGUUAGAGAACAGAAUAUGGCAGCGUGAUCACAGGGAUAGAAGAGCUCUGCAGCCCGACUCACUAUAUCACUCAGAGCUUGUUCCACCAAUGGCUAUGCUAGACAACCCAAUGAAUGCCGUCACUACGAAACACGUGAGAACAUCCACCAACAAAUUCAAGUGCCCUGUGUUUUGUGUCUGCUGGACACCAGAAGGCAGGAGGUUGGUGACGGGAGCAUCCAGUGGGGAGUUCACUCUUUGGAGUGGACUUACUUUCAAUUUUGAAACAAUUUUACAAGCUCAUGACUCUUCAGUGCGUGCUAUGCAGUGGAGCCACAAUGACCAGUGGCUACUGACUGGUGACCACGGCGGAUAUGUGAAAUACUGGCAGUCUAAUAUGAACAAUGUGAAAAUGUAUCAGGCACACAAGGAACCCAUAAGAGGGCUAAGUUUUUGUCCAACUGACUCUAAAUACACAUCUUGUUCUGAUGAUGGAACUGUCCGAGUGUGGGAUUUUCAACAUUGCCAUGAAGAAAGAGUUUUAAGAGGCCAUGGUUCUGAUGUCAAAUGUGUGGACUGGCACCCACAAAAGGGUCUGAUAGCAUCUGGGAGCAAGGACAGCCAGCAGCCCAUUAAGCUGUGGGAUCCAAGAGCUGGGAACAGUCUGGCAACUAUUCAUGCACAUAAAAGUACUGUGAUGGAUUUGCACUGGAAUCCCAAUGGUAACUGGCUGUUGACGGCUUCCAGGGAUCAUCUGGUGAAGUUAUUUGACAUACGCAGCAUGAAAGAAGAAAUGCAGACUUUCAAAGGCCACAAGAAAGAAGCAACAACAAUAGCCUGGCACCCUAUUCACGAAGGCAUGUUUGCCAGUGGAGGAUCUGAUGGGGCUAUACUGUUCUGGCUAGUAGGGACUGACAAAGAAGUUGGAGGUAUGGACGAAGCUCAUGAUCAGAUAAUCUGGGACCUGGCCUGGCAUCCAAUGGGUCAUAUUCUGGUAUCAGGAUCCAACGAUCACAGCACUAAAUUCUGGACCAGGAAUAGGCCGGGAGACCACAUGAGGGACAAGUACAAUCUGAACACAUUGCCAGUAGGGAUGGGAGAAGAUGUUGAUUAUGACGACAUACAGUCCAUUGCCAAGAUUCCGGGCAUGGGACUAGAAUAUGGAGUUGCUGAACAUCUCAAGCCAAAACCCCCUGAGGAAGCCAUGCCCUCCAUCCCAGGAUUGGAUUGGAAGGAAGAACAGCAGAGUGCCAUCAACAGGCAUCAUGCCAUGCAACAGCAACAAAUGGCUAGUAGGAGAAAACACCCCCAGACACACGCCGUCCCUAAGAAAUUUGAGCAGGCUUGGGAGACCAAUGUGAACACCCCUGUGGUGGCAGUAUCACCUGCCCCGCCAGAGAAGGCAGCACCCACUCCCACAGAAGGACGUCCACCCAGUCUACUGGAUAUGAAUGUCCAUGGUCCUCAAAAUGGUCCCACAACGCAGGAGACACCAUCCAGGUUGGCUGGUCCUGCAGGUUUGACAUCACCCACAGGAGGGGCACUCACCCCCUCAGGCCACCCCCCAGGAGCUAUGGGAGGACCAUCCCAUGUAGGACCAAAUGGGGAACCAGGAAUGGAUAACAGGGGGUACCCCCCAGGGAAUCAUCAUCCUGGACCACGCCCUCUUGGACCACGCCUACCUGGACCCAGGGGGAGACCAGGUGAACCCAGGCCUCUUUUCCGUGGCCAAGAAGGCCCACCCCCACGACAGCUUAGACCCAGGGGAGGAGGUGGCCUGUUAGGGGAUGCCCCUCCUAGUCUCAUGGAGCCUCAGGAAGAGGAAUAUUACGGUGAAGACGACGGCAGUGGGUACAUGGAGGAGUAUGGUGGGUACGAGGAAGAACAAGGGUACGAGGAUGAGACUGCUGAAUAUUACCCGGAGGAGGAGCAGUAUGAGGAGGACUAUGAGCAGGGAUAUUAUCCGGGGCCUAGGCACUAUGAAAUGGGCCCUGGUGGUGGCAGAGGGAGGCCAGAUUAUCGAGGUCGAGGUAGGCCUUUGAGGGGCAGAGGAGGCCCCCCAGAAAGGGGCUACAGAGGCUCCCCUAAUGGCCCCCCAAGGCGUGGGAGAGGGGGAUACAUGCACCAUGAUGAGGAUGAACAGUAUGACAGGCGUGACAGGCCCCCCAGUAGAGGGGGCUACAUGUCACAACAUGGCGAUCCCAGUGAAAUGGGCGUGGGAAGGAAAAGAACCUGGGAGGAAGGCCCAGGCGAGGAAAUGGGAUCGUAUGGACCCCCCAGGGGCAGGGGUGGCAGAGGAAUGCCCCGAGGUCUUAUGGGUGGACCCCCAGGUAGAGGUGGACCCCCAGGAGGCCGAGGGGGGCCACCACCACCAGGUAGAGGGGGUCUUCCACGUGGCAGGGGUCUUCCCCCUGGGAGAGGUGGGCCGCCAGGUCGUGCAGGGCCUCCCCGAGGACAGUGGAGAGGUGGGAGAGGGUAUUGAGAGGUCAAGGAAAGGAAUUUGGUUUGUUUAAAGGUGCAUUUGACACUGAGGAGGAUCUGGUAAAUAGCUGCAGUGGUGACUGGAGAUAUGAGACAUUCAUGAAUGCUAAGACAGCGGUGAUAGGCACUUAGAGAAAUGCCUGUGGUACGUGGGAAAUAAACAGAGUUGUACAAUUCAGAGCAGAUAUGCAAUAUACAAAGAUUUUUUCAAACUUUUCUGGUUCUUCAGACAUUGAUGGACCUAAGCUUAUUGGCCAUUUAAUAAAAGUAUUGAGCUGGACUUCCGUUUUGUGUUGUGAAGUGAUGGCCAUCUUCACAGUGUUCUCCAGAAAUGUCUUUCCCCAUACUUUCUAUUUAUUUGAAUUUUCUUAUGUUAAGUUUAAGAGUUAAGACAGACUAAAACGGACCUUCACUGAGGAGUUUGUACCAUUAAGAGCCACUGUGCGAGAUCUUCAUUUUUUUCUUUGCUGUAUGUUGUUACUUGCUAAUCAAAUUUUGACACUUAUGAUUUGACUUCUUUUUCUUCAUAAGUAAAAUCUUUCUUUAAUGCAAUUGGAAGUCAACAAACAGGUGUUUACAAAUCUAAAUAUUCUAAUUAUUUACAAAUCAGUUUGAGGUAAAAGAUGGUGACUAGGAAUAUUUGUUCUAGUAAUUUCAAACUGGAAAGUCAUAUUGUAAGCCUUCAAGUCAAAGCAUAUGUAAAAUGGGGCUUAUUUAAGACUGAGGUAUCAAUGCCUAAGACUCUAUUGUGAAAUGUCAUCAUAAAAUUUAUUGUAAAGUGUAAAUGUCGAAGAAUGUUUGUACCAGAUUCACUUGAUGUAAUAUGGGGAAUAAUACUGAUGGCUGUGUAUGUAAAAUUAUGAAAAAGUUUGUAAAUAUAAUUAUGGACAUGUAUGUCACCUUACUGAAAUAUAUUUAGCUAUGCUUAUCUUUGUUCUGAGUCAUGAAAAAAAAAGGUAAAUUGCAGUGGAAGAAAGCUUGUUUUCACAUGUAAAGCUGUUUUCCAUAACAAAUAAUAUCGUAAAAUGUGAAAUUUUCAAAUAUUCAAAAAUGCAGUAAAAUCAUUAUUAUAA
Lingula anatina is the source of this 3981-nucleotide messenger RNA. Its product is annotated as pre-mRNA 3' end processing protein WDR33-like. The record is from RefSeq and is a predicted model, not a curated record. NCBI's taxonomy places the organism in Eukaryota, Metazoa, Brachiopoda, Lingulata, Lingulida, Lingulidae. Gene Ontology annotation, biological process: mRNA 3'-end processing. Gene Ontology annotation, cellular component: mRNA cleavage and polyadenylation specificity factor complex. Gene Ontology annotation, molecular function: protein binding.